Messenger RNA from Nematolebias whitei (Rio pearlfish), 3347 nucleotides. Its product is annotated as NACHT, LRR and PYD domains-containing protein 14-like. NCBI's taxonomy places the organism in Eukaryota, Metazoa, Chordata, Actinopteri, Cyprinodontiformes, Rivulidae. The record is from RefSeq and is a predicted model, not a curated record. Gene Ontology annotation, molecular function: protein binding. The transcript has 11 exons.
AUGGAAGGUCGUCUGAAGGAAAAGUCUCCAGGAUCCACCUGUCUGUCCAUGAAGAGUGACCAGUCCAAAAGUGGACCUCCAGACUUCAGUACUGAACCUGGACCCUCAGACCCAAAGUAAGAAAACUGUCAGAACCUCAGACAGAGAGCAGAACCUCCAGGACCCAGCUGUCUGUCCAUGAAGAGUGACUGGUCCAAAGGAUUUCCUCCAGACCUCAGUGAAGAAGCUGGACCCUCAGACAUAAAAGGGAGGAAGAGGAGUGGUGUUUGUGAGGAGGAGCAGCUGUCCUGCUGUUCUUUGUGUCAGGACGUCCUGAAGGAUCCAGUCUCUACCAGCUGUGGACACUGGUUCUGCAGAUGCUGCAUCACCUCAUACUGGGACCAGUCUACAUCAUCUGGACCCUCCUCCUGUCCCCAGUGUGGACAAAGACCCAGAAGUGGACUGCAGACAGCCAGUCCGAGCAUCUGUGUCCAAGAUGUUGGUCUGGGUCUGCAGGAGGUCUUAGAGGAACAUCAGAUCAGUCUGAGGAGGAGAUGUGAACGUGUGACUGAAGGAAGUGAUGAAACAGGAAGUAGAACCCUCCUCAACAGGAUCUACACUGAGCUCUACAUCACAGAGGGACAGAGUGAAGAGGUGAAUACCCAACAUGAGGUGAGGCGGCUGGAGACAGCUUCCAGGACCAAGAGCCUCCAGGAGACUCCAAUCAGGUGCCAGGACAUCUUUAAAGCCUUACCUGAGCAACAUGGAUCCAUCAGAGUGGUUCUGACCAAUGGCAUCGCUGGCGUUGGAAAAACCUUCUCGGUGCUGAAGUUCACUCUGGACUGGGCCGAGGGCUUGGAGAACCAAGAUGUGAGCGUGGUGGUUGUGCUUUCGUUCAGGGAGCUGAACUUGAUCAGAGAUGAGCAGUACAGUCUUCUCACGCUGCUCCAUGUUUUCCAUCCAACAUUACAGAAGCUCCCAGCAGAGAAGCUGGCUGUCUGGAAACUUCUCUUCAUCUUUGACGGCCUGGAUGAAAGCAGACUCCACCUGGAUUUCACCAACAGUCAGCUGCUUUCUGACGUCACACAGAAGUCCUCGCUCAACGUGCUGCUGACAAACCUCAUCAAGGGGAACCUGCUGCCCUCGGCUCUGGUCUGGAUCACUUCCAGACCUGCAGCAGCCAAUCAGAUCCCUCCUUCAUGUGUGGACAGGCUUACAGAAGUACGAGGCUUCACGGACGCCCAGAAGGAGGAGUACUUCAGGAGGAGGUUCAGUGAUGAAGAGCUGUCCAGCAGAAUCAUCUCCCACAUAAAGACCUCCAGGAGCCUCCACAUCAUGUGUGGAAUCCCAGUCUUCUGCUGGAUCACUGCUACAGUUCUGGACCACAUGUUGACUACAGAGCAGAGAGGAGAGCUGCCGAAGACCAUGACUGACAUGUACUCACACUUCCUUCUGGUUCAGACAACCAGGAAGAAGAACAAGUACCAUGAAGGACCUGAGACCAGUCCACAGAAGCUGACAGAGGCUGACAGGGAAGUUCUUCUGAAGCUGGGGAGGCUGGCGUUUGAACAUCUGGAGGAAGGAAACAUCAUGUUCUACCAAGAAGACCUGGAGCAGUGUGGUCUGGAUGUCACAGAGGCCUCGGUGUACUCAGGAGUUUGUACAGAGAUCUUCAGAAGAGAGUGUGUGAUCUUCCAGAAACCAGUCUACUGCUUUGUUCAUCUGAGCGUUCAGGAGUUUCUGGCUGCAGUCUACAUGUUCCACUGUUUCACCACCAGGAACAUGGAGGUGAUGGAGAUGUUUCUGGGAGAGAAGGACAGUUACUCAUAUCUGGUGCACUUCCUGGACAAAGUCAUGAAGAAAUCCCUCUUCAGUAAAAAUGGCCACCUGGACCUGUUUGUUCGCUUCCUUCAUGGCCUCUCUGUGGAGUCCAACCAGAGACUCUUAGGAGGCCUGCUGGGUCAGACAGAGACCAGUCCACAAACCAUCCAGAGUAUCAUCAACAACCUGAAGGAGAUGAACAGUUAUGAAGAGUCUCCAGACAGAAGCAUCAACAUUUUCCAGUGUCUGAUGGAGAUGAAGGACCUCUCAGUUUAUCAAGAAAUCCAAGAGUUCCUGAAGUCAGAGAACAGAUCAGAGGAACUCUCGUUGAUCCAGUGUUCAGCUCUGGCCUACAUGCUACAGAUGUCAGAGAAGGUUCUGGAUGAGUUGGACCUGGAUAAGUACAACACAUCAGAUGAGGGACGACAGAGACUGAUUCCAGCUGUGAGGAACUGCAGAAAGUUUCGAGCUGCUGCUGCUGUUGGACUCUCAGAGACUCACUGUGAAGUUGUGGCCUCAGCUCUGAAGUCCAACCCCUCCCAUCUGACACAACUGGACCUGAGUCAGAACCAGCUGUCUGACUCUGGAGUGAAGCAUCUGUGUUCUGGACUGGAGAGUCCAAACUGUAGACUGGAGGUUCUGAGAUUGUGGGACUGCAGUUUGUCAGAGAACAGCGGUUCUUCUUUGGGCUCAGCUCUGAAGUCCAACCCCUCCCAUCUGACACAACUGGACCUGAGCUGGAACCUCCAACUGUCUGACUCUGGAGUGAAGGAGCUCUGUGGUUUCCUGGAGAGUCCAAACUGUAGACUGGAGGUUCUGAGACUGAAGAACUGCAAUUUGUCAGAGAUCAGCUAUUCUUCUCUGGUCUCAGCUCUGAAGUCCAACCCCUCCCAUCUGACACAACUGGACCUGAGCUGGAACCAGUUGUCUGACUCUGGAGUGAAGGAGCUCUGUGGUUUCCUGGAGAGUCCAAACUGUAGACUGGAGGUUCUGAGAUUGGAGGACUGCUGUUUGUCAAAGAUCAGCUGUUCUUCUCUGGCCUCAUCUCUGAAGUCCAACCCCUCCCAUCUGACACAUCUGGACCUGAGCAGGAACCACCUGUCUGACUCUGGAGUGAAGGAGCUCUGUGGUUUCCUGGAGAGCCCAAACUGUAGACUGGAGGUUCUGAGAUUGGGGGACUGCAAGUUGUCAGAGAUCAGCUGUUCUUCUCUGGUCUCAGCUCUGAAGUCCAACCCCUUCCAUCUGACAGAACUGGACCUGAGUCACAACCAGCUGUCUGACUCUGGAGUGAAGGAGCUCUGUGGUUUCCUGGAGAGUCCAAACUGUAGACUGGAGGUUCUGAGAUUGAUGGGCUGCAAGUUGUCAGAGAUCAGCUGUUCUUAUCUGAUCUCAGCUCUGAAGUCCAACCCCUCCUACCUGACUAAACUGGACCUGCGUAUGAAUAUUAUUCAGGCUCCACAUGUUCAGCAGCUGUUGGAUCUUGUGGAGUGUCUUGACUGCAAACUACAGUCUCUGAGGUUGAGCUGAAGAUCUUAGUGGAGGAAAGA